UAUACGUAUCCUUUCUUUUCGCCAUCAAAAGACAAUUUGUUGGCGUGCUGUCAGUUUUUAGGAAAUUGAUUAUAUUUUUUUAGAUUUUGUGUGUAAACGAAUUACAAAUUAAAUUGUAUAUUUAAAAUGUACGGCGGUGACGAGUUUUCGAAUAAUGGGGACUUUUACGAUGACUACGCCCACACAGGGGAUCCGCAGUUGGAUUUGGAAUACGAGCGAAGUUACUAUACCAGCCGCAUGCCUGACAAUGUCAAGUAUUUUCUCAUGAACUUCUGUCAGGCCAUUAAGGAUGGUAAUCUGUAUGAUAUACAGAAUAUGUAUGAGAACACCUUCCCCCAGAUAAGUGACCAUCAUUUCGAUAAGACAGCCUGGCCGGAGGAGCAAGAAGUGGCCAGCAUUGUGGACAAUGAGAAGGUGUUUUUGAUCUUAUACAAGGAGCUGUAUUUCCGUCACAUACACGCCCGCAUACCCGGUGGACCCAAGCUUGAUCAGCGUAUCAAUUCGUUUUUCAAUUAUUGCGAUUUCUUCAAUUUAAUUAUUUCGGCCCAGAACCCGGUGAUGUUGGAAUUACCCGACAUUUGGCUGUGGGAACUUGUUGAUGAAUUUGUUUAUCAAUUUCAAAAUUUUGCUCAAUAUCGAGCCCGUCUAACAGACAAAUCGCAGGACGAGAUCCAACAAUUGUGUGUUAAUCACAGUAAUGUAUGGAGCAUUCUGUGUAUACUUAAUGUGUUGCACUCUUUGGUGGAUAUAUCCAAUAUCAAGAAACAAUUGGAGGUCAUUUCACAAGGUGUAGAUCCUCAAACCGUUGCCGGUGAUUUUGGCAAAUUGUCCUUCUACAAAAUGUUGGGCUAUUUCUCUCUGGUCGGCCUGCUGCGUGUGCAUUCAUUGCUGGGUGACUACUAUCAGGCCAUUAAGGUCCUGGAACCGAUUGAGAUCCAUAAGAAAUCGGCAUAUUCCCAUAUACCAGCUUGUCAGAUAUCGACGUCAUAUUAUGUGGGCUUUGCCUACAUGAUGAUGCGUCGCUAUGCGGAUGCUAUACGUACAUUUUCGGACAUUUUGCUAUACGUACAGCGUACGAAACAACUUUAUAGCACUCGUUCAUAUCAGAACGAUCAGAUCAAUAAGCAAGCGGAGCAAAUGUAUCAUCUGUUGGCCAUUUGUUUGGUUUUGCAUCCUCAAUGCAUUGAUGAAUCCAUUCAACAAGUUCUGAGGGAAAAGAACUACCAUGAUGCCAUGUUCAAAAUGCAAUGUGGCGAUUUGGAUGUGUUUAAAUCCUUCUUCAUCUUUGCUUGCCCACGUUUCGUUAGUCCCUGCCCACCGGCGGCCGAUGCACCGAUGGAAGAUUACGUCAAGGACCCCAUGGAACAUCAGCUAUUGGUCUUUAUGGAUGAAGUGAGACAGCAAAAGGAUUUACCCACAACUAGGUCAUAUUUGAAGUUAUACACCACCUUGCCAUUGGCAAAAUUGGCUUCCUUCAUUGAUCCUAAUGCCAGUGAAGAUGAUGUGUCCAAGCUAUUGAUCCGUCUGCUAUGUUUCAAGCACAAAAUGCGUAACCUCGUAUGGAGCAAGGGUCCAAGUGGACUGGAAGGAUCUUUCAAAUCCGGUUCGGAGCUUGAUUUCUAUAUUGACGAUGAUAUGAUCCAUAUAGCAGAUACAAAGGUUUCUCACCGCUAUGGCGACUUCUUUGUACGAAAAAUUUUGAAAUUCAACGACCUCAAUCGGAAGUUAAAGGGCGUCAAUAUUUAAGUUUCGUUCAUUGUAAACCAUAAUAAUGAUAGAAAAUAGAGUUUAUAAUUCUCCGAACUGGACCGAGUAUUCCACAAUAAAGAAGUUCUGCAUUAAAAACUGGCAGAAAAUGGUCCCCCGAAA
This is a messenger RNA of Drosophila willistoni, 1869 nucleotides long. RefSeq names its product eukaryotic translation initiation factor 3 subunit L (gene eIF3l). The transcript has 4 exons. Gene Ontology annotation, cellular component: cytoplasm; eukaryotic translation initiation factor 3 complex. The record is from RefSeq and is a predicted model, not a curated record. Gene Ontology annotation, molecular function: translation initiation factor activity; protein binding. The coding region runs from base 127 to 1746 and encodes 539 amino acids. Gene Ontology annotation, biological process: translational initiation. NCBI's taxonomy places the organism in Eukaryota, Metazoa, Arthropoda, Insecta, Diptera, Drosophilidae.